Messenger RNA from Durusdinium trenchii, 2308 nucleotides. The record is from the annotation of a GenBank genome assembly. NCBI's taxonomy places the organism in Eukaryota, Dinophyceae, Suessiales, Symbiodiniaceae.
AGCUUUGGGCUGAAAUUAGGCAAGUGGCCGGUUUUUCGAUGCUUUUGAUGGAGAGAUGAAGUUUGGCAAGCAGUUGGAUCGGCACAAGAUUCGUGGAUGGGAUGCGUUCUACAUCGAUUACAAUGGCCUAAAGAAGUCGCUGAAGGAUCGCGGUAGCCCAACUGGCGACAUCUUGGAUCAGGAAGCCCAGGUGAGCUCUGAGUGGCUCAGUGAGCUGCGGGCAUCUCUUGAGAGAACCAACGAGUUCUUCACUUCGAUGUCUGAGCAGGUGGAGGAUCGAUUGGAGGCUGCAAGAGAGGAGCUCCAGCAGAACCAGGGCUUGGAGCACGAGCCACAACUGCGGAACCACUUGCAGAUGAUGGUGCAGGAGCUUCAAGGCACCUUGCAAGAGUUGACCCACUUCUGCGAGGCCAACGACACGGCCUGCUACAAGAUCCUCAAGAAGCACGACAAGCAGACGGGCCUGAACCUCAUGGACACCAUGUUACCACAAAUGAAGAAGGAGGCCUUCAGCGAUCCUGGCAAAGCCCGGCUGAGUGACCUCCAGAAGCGGCUCCGGAGAUUUGGAGAUGAGCUAGGUGUGGAGGAAAUCUCGUGGGCACUGGAGCGAACUGAUGACACCUGGCAGGUGGCAAGGAUCUCAUUCUGCCUGGGUGUCAUCUCGAUGGCUCUUUUGGUGUUGCUGGUCUUGUCCGGCAUGGAGCCCCAAAUCGACCAAUACUCGGCCGAGGAUCUCGCAGCCACCAUCCCUGUGCUGCGCCUGUCCUUCAUGAUGAAUCUGACUGCUUGGCUUGCUGGCAGCUGUGCAUGGGUCUUCGAGCAUUACAAGAUCAACUACUUGUUUCUCUUGGACAUCUCUCCCGACCUGGAAGUCUCCGCCAUGGCGCUGAUGAACUAUGCAUCGCUGCAGACCGGGGUUUGGAUCCUUCUGACCUUUUGCUUCCUAGCGGACAUGAAGUUCGGCGCUGUGCUGGUGUUGCUCACUCGGGAGGACUACGACUUCUCCUUAGCACAUGUCUACGCUUGCGCCGUGCUCUUCGCCCAGUUUGCCAUCUGCGUUUGGCACAGCACCCGUGCCCACCGGCACCUCUUUGUGCGCUUGCUCGUGCGGAUCUUUUGCUUCUCCUGCUUGGGGGAAGUGAGCUUUGCCGAGAAUGUCGUCGCCGAUGUGCUGACUUCCCUUGGGCGACCCUUGAAGGACGUGGCUUACACUGUCUGUUACUUCAGGCAUUGGCACACAGACCAUGACCGGGAAGUGCGGCAAAUCUGUAAGAGCUCCGCCUGGACGAGCCCCAUGUUGCAGUUCUUGCUGCUCUUGCCCUUGCUCUUUCGGGUGGCGCAGUGCUUGCGGCGCCUCAAAGACAGCCCCCGCUCGGAUGCCGUGAAGCACAGCUUGAACUGUGGGAAGUAUUUGCUGGCGGUGCUGGUGAGCUUGCUGAACUCCAUGAGCGUCCCACCUAGCGGAUGGACAACCUUCCAGCUGAAAUUGGUGCAAGUCUUCGGCUACGUGGCGGCCACUGUGUAUGCCACGGCCUGGGAUCUCACUGUGGACUUUGGGCUCACACAUUCCAACCGCCGCCGCAUCUACCCUAACGCCUCCUACUUGAUCGCCGCGGCACUGGACACCUCCCUCCGGAGCACCUGGCUCCUGACACUGCAGCCGGACUGUCGACGGUACGUGGGCGCCAGCACCUUCAACAAGGAGUGCUUCGCCUUUUUGAUCAGCUUCCUGGAACUCUUCCGACGAAGCAUGUGGGCGACUGUGCGCAUUGAGCACGAGCACCUCUCGAACGCUGGACGCUUCCGGAGCGUUUGCUGGGUGCCGCCCUUGGAGCACCGUCGCUCGAAGGCACCGGUGACGGCGGCCGAGCGCUGGGAAAUGCUGAAGCGACGGGCCACCGUGGUGGCGCUGGUGAACGACGAGUUGAAGCAUCCGCCACUGUCCAAGUACAACAGCUGGGCCGCAGAGCCGUUGGUUGGUGGGCUUUGCUCUCCCAGGUCGUUGUCCCAGUUGAGGAACGACUCGCCCGAGGAGGAUCUGACUCAAAGGAGCCAUAUCCAUCGGCGACGCAGCUUCCAAUGAGGCAGCUCGCUGGGACCGGUGGCUGGGCUUGGAGACGGUCCCAGCUUCGUUGGGUCUUCGCUCAGCCGCGGUCGGUGGAACCGCUGCACGUAGGGCGUCCUGGAAGCCGGUCGACCCGGAAGGUGGAAGGGGAAGGUGAUGUGCAGCCCCUGGGCCAAGAAGAAUGGCCUGGGCAUGCUUCGGCUGGAUCAAGCCAAAGCAAGCUUUUGUGUCCUUGGUUGUGCC